AGUAAAUUAACUUGUCACUAUCUCUGAUCUCCCAUCAUGUGGAUCACAUUCUCCAAUGGGUCCUUUUCUUUUUAUUCGUCUUGUCUUCUAGAAUCAAGAACUAUAAAGUGUUUUAAGAGUUUUGCUGUUAUAAGCUUAGCUUAGAAUGGUAGUUGGAUCAACGAAGAAGAUAGCAGUUGCUUCAGCUACAGCUCACACUAGAAGAAACAAAGCUACACCCACUUCUUUCCCACUUUCCCUCUGUAUUCUUUCUGUCCAGCAAUGUUUGUACCAAUAGCAGUGACUGUAGUUGUGGGUCUUCUGGGUUUUGCCUAUCAGUCGUUGAAACCUCCCCCUCCAAAGAUAUGCGGAUCGCCAGGCGGUCCGCCCAUAAGUUCACCAAGAAUCAAACUCAGCGAUGGGAGGUAUUUGGCCUACAGGGAGAAGGGGGUUCCUAAAGAAGAGGCUAAGUACAAAAUUAUCGUUAUUCAUGGCUUUGACAGCUCAAAGGAUCUGGAUUUACCUGUCUCCAAGGAUUUCAUAGAGGAGCUAAGGGUAUAUUUCCUUUUGUUCGAUAGAGCAGGUUAUGGAGAGAGUGAUCCAUAUCCAUCACGCUCAGUUAAGAGUGAAGCAUAUGAUAUCCAAGAAUUGGCAGACAAGUUGCAGAUCGGGCCAAAAUUCUAUGUAAUUGGAGUAUCAAUGGGAGCCUACCCCAUAUACGGUUGCCUAAAAUACAUACCGCAUAGGUUGGCUGGAGCUUCCCUCGUAGUUCCAUUUGUACACUACUGGUGGCCUUGUCUCCCACCCAAUAUAUCUAGAGAGGGCUUACAAAGGCUUCAGAAAUCUGAUCAAUGGACAUUUCGGAUUGCACAUCAUGCACCCUGGUUGUUCUACUGGUGGAUGACUCAAAAAUGGUUCCCUUCAUUAAGUAUUAUGUCAGGAAAUGUAGCAAUCUUUUGCCCACAAGAUAUAGAGAUGAUUAAGAAGUUAUCUGAAACCCCAAGUGUUGUUCAGGAAAAGGUUCGCCAACAAGGUGUUCAUGAGUCUCUGUAUCGAGACAUGAUAGCCGGUUAUAGCAAAUGGGAAUUUGAUCCCUCAGAUAUAAUUAAUCCUUUCCCCAACAAUGAAGGCUCAGUCCACCUUUGGCAAGGUUAUGAAGACAGAAUCAUUCCUUAUCAAAUAAACCGAUACAUCUCAGAGAAGCUUCCAUGGAUUCGCUAUCAUGAGGUUCCUGAUGCUGGACAUUUAUUGAUCUUCAGGAGUGACAUAUGUGAGACAAUUCUUAGGUCACUUCUUCUUGGAUGAGCUGCAUAUGUCGUAUUUAUAGGCCUGCUCUGUACUGUAUCUGUUAUUAAAUGCUGUACUUAUGAAUCCUCUUUGUAUUAUUUUACCUUUGACUGCAUAAAGUUGCUGGAGUUUUCUGCUA
Messenger RNA from Ricinus communis (castor bean), 1405 nucleotides. RefSeq lists its product as uncharacterized. Lineage: Eukaryota; Viridiplantae; Streptophyta; Magnoliopsida; Malpighiales; Euphorbiaceae. The transcript is spliced from 5 exons. The record is from RefSeq and is a predicted model, not a curated record. The coding region runs from base 262 to 1284 and encodes 340 amino acids.